Hyphopichia burtonii NRRL Y-1933 is the source of this 357-nucleotide messenger RNA. RefSeq lists its product as uncharacterized. The coding region runs from base 8 to 280 and encodes 90 amino acids. Gene Ontology annotation, biological process: iron-sulfur cluster assembly. Lineage: Eukaryota; Fungi; Ascomycota; Pichiomycetes; Serinales; Debaryomycetaceae. The record is from RefSeq and is a predicted model, not a curated record. The transcript has a single exon. Gene Ontology annotation, cellular component: mitochondrion; L-cysteine desulfurase complex.
CUCAAUCAUGGCUUCCAUUGCAAAUACCCAAAAGCUUUCCUUGUAUAAACAGUUAUUGGAAAAAUCAUCCAAGUUUGAUAACUAUAACUUCAGAGUUUAUGCUAAACGCAGAAUCAUUGAUAGUUUUAAAGAACACCAAAAUUUGAAAGAUGAAGAAUUGAUCAGAAAACACUAUAACGAUGGGGUUAAUCAAUUAGCCAUGUUGCACAGGCAAACUUCCAUUUCCCAAAUGUAUACUUUUGAUAAGUUGGUUGUCGAACCAUUAAAAAAACAUCAUUGAUUUGUUCCUAGAUAUACGGUUAAACCCAAAAAAGAAAAAAUGAAAAAGAUGAAAAAUCAAAAACAAAAAAAAUAACU